This is a messenger RNA of Egretta garzetta (little egret), 2832 nucleotides long. RefSeq names its product Tax1 binding protein 1 (gene TAX1BP1). The record is from RefSeq and is a predicted model, not a curated record. The transcript is spliced from 19 exons. The coding region runs from base 166 to 2832 and encodes 888 amino acids. NCBI's taxonomy places the organism in Eukaryota, Metazoa, Chordata, Aves, Pelecaniformes, Ardeidae. Gene Ontology annotation, biological process: negative regulation of apoptotic process.
CGGGACCGCCGCUGGAGGACUCCGGGACGAGCUGGCUGGGGCGGUGCGGCUCGUCCUGCUUUUGUUUUUCCUGCCUGACGAGCUUUUCCUCCUGACGUCCUUUUCCGUGCGCAGAACCAAACGCGUCGUUCAACCUCCCCGAGGGAAUCGCUUGUCAUAUCAAUCAUGUCAUCCUUUCAAGAAGUUCCGUCUUCAGCUAACACUUUGCAGACUUCCAAUUUUGCACAUGUGAUUUUUCAAAAUGUGGCAAAAAGCUAUCUUCCGAACACACACCUUGAAUGUCACUAUACUCUGACCCAAUUUAUCCAUCCUCAUCAGAAAGACUGGGUUGGUAUUUUCAAGGUUGGUUGGAGUACUGCAAGAGAUUAUUAUACAUUUCUUUGGUCACCUAUGCCAGAAAAUUAUGUUGAAGGAUCAACUGUUAACUGUGUGCUGACUUUUCAAGGAUAUUAUCUACCAAAUGAUGAUGGAGAAUUUUACCAGUUCUGUUACGUGACUCAUAAAGGAGAAAUCCGUGGAGCAAGCACACCUUUCCAGUUUCGUACCUCUUCCCCUGUUGAAGAAUUGCUCACUAUGGAAGAUGAAGGAAACUCUGAUAUGUUAGUGGUGACCACAAAAACUGGACUUCUUGAGUUUAAAAUUGAAAAAAUAAUAAAAGAAAAAGAAGAGCUAUUAAAGGUAACUUCUGUUCUGGAAAAGGAAGCGGCACAACUCAGAGAUCAAGUUGAAAGACUGGAAAAAGAACUUAACCAUGAAAAGCAGAGAUAUGACCAACUGCAAACAGAGCAAAAGAAUAAUAUUCAAGCAUCAGAAGCUCUUAAAACUGAAAUUGACGAUUUGAAGAAGAAGCAUGAUGAGGCUGCUUCAAAAGUUCUCCAGCUUGAAGAAGAUAUCAUGACUGUUACUCAAAAAGCCAUUGCAAAAGAAACAGAGUUAGACAGUCUGAAGGACAAACUGAAGAAAGUGAUGCUUGAGAAGGAGCAACUUGAAUGUGUGCUAAAGACAGAAAAGGAUGAAAAAGAACUUUAUAAGAUACACUUGAAGAAUACAGAAAUAGAAAACACCAAACUAGUAAAAGAAAUCCAGACGUUUAAGAAUUUGGAUGCAAACAAAGAAAACAUGAUAUCGUAUUAUAAAGAGGAGGUUGGCAGAUUACAGCUAUUUAUAGCUGAAAAAGAAAAUAUGAAGAAAGCUUUUUUGCUCUCCUCAUCAAACAAGGAGGAUGCGAGUAUCUUAAAAGAACGGCUUCGGAAAGCUGAAGAUCAGAUUCAGGCUAGCAAACAAGAAGCUGUCCUAAUGUCAAAAGAGCUGAGUGACGCAGUAAAUGUGCGAGAUAAGACUAUGGCAGAUCUUCACAGUGCACGUCUGGAAAAUGAAAAAUUGAAAAAGCAGCUUGCUGAUGCUUUAGCUGAAAUGAAAAAAAUCAUGGCUUUGAAAAAUGAACAGGAAACUUCAAACACAGUAGAGCAGGAACUACGCAGAGAAGUUGAAGAUCUGAAGCUUCGUCUGCAAAUGGCUGCUGACCAUUACAAGGAAAAAUUCAAAGAAUGUCAAAAACUUCAAAAACAAGUAAACAAGUUUACAGAACAGGCAAAAAUUGCGGGGCAUCAACAGAAACUGACAGAUGCAUCUAACAUUGAGACAGCUACUGCGGUCGUUACAGACAAAAAGUUGUCUGCAUCUCCAGUUAGCCCCAUUUCAUCUGAUAUAGUUUCGGAAUUCACGGUAAAGGAGCAAGUACGUGAAAUGAAUAAAGAAAUUGCUGAGAAAACAGAGAAGUAUAAGAAAUGCAAGCAAAUGUUGGCAGAUGAGAAGCUGAAAUGCAGUGUUUAUGCGGAUGAACUAGCUAAACUGGAGCUGAGGUGGAAAGAACAAGUGAAAAUCAAUGAGGGUAUAAAAUUACAGCUAGCAGCAAUGGAGGAUCAGUAUAAAGUUCAGCUGGCAGAAAAAGAGAGACGAAUAAAGGAACUGGCAUCACAGCUGGAACUCUUUAGCAGUGAGAAGGAACUUGGCAGGACACCGGGAAAUCAAGCUGGAAGGAUGAUGGAAGGACAGAUACCGCAACCGACAUUACAUUUUCGCAACCCGUAUUCGGAGGAAAAUGGACCAGUUCCGGCAGUGCCAAGCAGACUACCAGUACUGCAAUUUGGAAACCCUUAUGCAAUUCAGGAAAGAAGAGAUGGAGCAGAUGGUGCUUUUAAUCCUGAUGAGAUCCAAAGACCACCUGUUCGAACUUCCUUUUGGGAGCUAGAAGAUGAUGUAGUCUGUAGUCAGCCUUCACGCAAUCUUAGUCGGCCCGAUGGUUUAGAAGAUCCUGAGGAUAGCAACGAUGAUGACAACACUGUACCUUCUGCUCCUGAUCCUCCGAGUCUUCUCUUGCACGAACGUGGAACAGGUUUCUGCUUUGAUUCCAGCUUUGACGUGCACAAGAAGUGCCCUCUUUGCGAUGUGAUGUUCCCGCCCAACUAUGACCAGAGCAAGUUUGAGGAGCACGUCGAGAGCCACUGGAAGGUCUGCCCCAUGUGCAGCGAGCAGUUCCCCCCCGACUACGACCAGCAAGGCUUCGAGAGGCACGUUCAGACGCACUUUGAUCAGAACGUAUUAUUACCACCAUUACUGAAGACGCGCGACGUCUCAGAGGUUGGCGUCCCGCACGGGCCGGGCAACCUGGAAGCGAAGCACGAAGCUGCUCUCGGCCGCGCGUCUGCACAGGGAGCUGCGUACGAGGUUGCCGCGUUAAGCAGCCACCCUCACGCGGCCGCUUACAACAACGCGCCCCGGGAGGCUGCAGGGCCACGGCAGGAGCCAAAACCUCUGCCGCAGCCGAACUGA